AUUGGCUGAGCCUACAAAGCCUUUCUCUCUUUAAUUAAUCUCUCUCUCUUCUUUCUAUUUUAAUCUUUCUCUCUGACCCUUUAUUCACUUGCAAUCAACACCACCACCACCAUAAUCAGGACUGAAACACAUGUCGAAAGAGAACUGAAGAGAAAAAAAAAGAAAAGAAAAAAAAGAAGUGAAUUGGAAGUGGAGAGACAGAGAGGUAGGGUGGUGAUUAUAUUUUUGUUCUUGUUCUGUUUUUGUGAUGUUCUAAUUGAUGAUAUUCCUUUUCAGUGAGUGGCUCACCUUUUUUGUUGUUUUUUUCUCUCCCUCAUCAGUGUUUAUCUUCUACUAAGUGCUCUGGUUUCAAGAUUACAAAAAUGGUUUUCUUUCAGUUUUGAUUGUAAGAGGUGUGUUUGGAGAAUCUCUUCUUCUGUGUCUCUGUUUUCCUCUGCUUUUGGAGCAGCAUCUCUGAUAUCCUAGCAGAGGGAGAACUUGUGUUUCAAGCCAAUCAAAUUCUUGGGAUUCAACUUUGAAACUCUUAAAAUAGAUCCACAUAAAAAUAGUUCGUGUUCCUUGGCGAUCACUUUGUUGUAUUAGAUGAAGCUUUCCGAGAAAAGUUUUUCUAGAGCUACUUUCUUGGGAAACAAACAGAGGCUUUGGUUAUUUCUAAGUGGGUCCUUCAACUCGAUCUGAUUGAAAUCCCCUUGACAAAAAAAAAAAAAUCUAAUUGGGGGUUUUCAAAAUUCUUGGUGGCUAGAGUUGUUUUAGAAAUAGAAAUUGGAAAGGAAAAUGGAGUCAGAUCUUCAACACCACCACCACCACCAUCAUCUCCUUGACUAUCAUCAAUCUCAACACAAUCAAAAACAGAUGAACUCUGGGUUGACGAGGUACCAAUCUGCACCUAGUUCGUAUUUUUCCAACAUUUUGGACAGAGAUUUCUGCCAAGAGAUUUUAAAUCGGCCUUCCAGUCCCGAAACAGAACGAAUCAUCGCAAAGUUUUUGUCGAGUAGCGGUGAUGCUGCCGGUGGCGGUGAUGCUAAUACGGAGACCAUUCCACCGCAGAAUCUUUGCACCGCUACGCAGAGUUCACCUGUUAGAGAAACAUCUGUGAAAAUCGAGCAGUCAGCGCAGAUUAUGACGCCAACUAAUAAUCAAACAGGGCUUAUGCAGCAGCCUAACUAUUCCUCUGCUUCCCAGAAUUUUUAUCAAAGCCAACCUCCACAGUAUUUGCUAAAUCAGCAACCAUCAGCUUCAGCUAUGGAUUACACCACUCCAAAUCCAACGGGGAUGAAGAUGGGUGGAGGCAACAAUUCCAACCUUAUUAGACACAGUAGCUCACCUGCAGGGUUAUUCUCCAAAAUUAACAUUGAAAACAUUGCAGGCUACGGAGUGAUGCGGGGAAUGGGAGAUUAUGGAAGCGUUAAUAGCAGUAACAGAGAAACAACGUUUCGUUCAGCAAGCAGGCCACCUACACCCUCUGGGCUGAUGACUCCAAUUGCGGAGAUGGGGAACAAAAGUAUGGGUCCAUUUAGCUCCGAAAAUGCUGGAUUUGGUGAAAAUCGUCCCAACAAUUAUUCCUCAGGGCUCCCGGUUACUUCUUGGGACGAUUCCAUGAUGAUUUCUGAUAACAUGUCAGGCAUAAAAAGACUGAGGGAAGAUGAUAGAUCACUUUCUGGCUUAGACGGAGCUGAAACUAAGAAUGCAGAUGGCGGCAACCAUCGUCCUCCGCCACUUUUGGCUCAUCACUUGAGUUUACCAAAAAGUUCAGAUAUGUCUGCCAUUGAGAAGUUCCUGCAGUAUCAGGAUUCUGUUCCUUGUAAGAUCCGGGCCAAAAGAGGCUGUGCCACUCACCCUAGAAGCAUUGCUGAGAGGGUGAGAAGAACCAAAAUAAGCGAGCGAAUGAGGAAACUACAAGACCUUGUUCCAAACAUGGAUAAGCAAACAAACACUGCAGACAUGCUAGAUUUGGCCGUUGAUUACAUCAAAGACCUCCAGAAACAGGUCAAGUCACUGUCGGAUAGUCGUGCAAAGUGUUCUUGUGCCGCACAGCAGCAGCAGCAGCAGCAAUAAUAUAUAAAGUAAAUAAAAGGGAACUUUGUGGUUGUUUUGACUGAUUAUUAUGUUUUUAUGCAUACAACAACCAUAUUACUUCCCAAAAAGAAAAGCAGAUACGAAUGCUAGCAAAGCAGGUCGGUCUUUUGCGCUCAAAAAACUUGAUUAAAAAAAAAGAUAUUCAGUGAGGCAUUUAUUAUGUGGAUUGGAAGUGCAAGAAGCUCUGCUCAAAGCUAGCUAGCUGAAGCAGAUAUUGAUAAAUGCUAUGGUAGAUGAACUGAUCUAGCUGUAUAGUAACCAAAUGAUUUUUAUGGUGUAAUGAUUAUGUUUUAUGUAGGAUUUUUUUUUUACAUA
Messenger RNA from Gossypium raimondii (Peruvian cotton), 2391 nucleotides. Its product is annotated as transcription factor bHLH122. NCBI's taxonomy places the organism in Eukaryota, Viridiplantae, Streptophyta, Magnoliopsida, Malvales, Malvaceae. Gene Ontology annotation, cellular component: nucleus. Gene Ontology annotation, biological process: regulation of transcription by RNA polymerase II. Gene Ontology annotation, molecular function: protein dimerization activity; DNA-binding transcription factor activity, RNA polymerase II-specific; RNA polymerase II cis-regulatory region sequence-specific DNA binding. Bases 775 to 2055 code for a protein of 426 amino acids. The transcript has 6 exons. The record is from RefSeq and is a predicted model, not a curated record.